Messenger RNA from Eurytemora carolleeae, 1342 nucleotides. RefSeq lists its product as uncharacterized. The record is from RefSeq and is a predicted model, not a curated record. Lineage: Eukaryota; Metazoa; Arthropoda; Copepoda; Calanoida; Temoridae. Gene Ontology annotation, molecular function: nucleic acid binding; 3'-5' exonuclease activity. Gene Ontology annotation, biological process: nucleobase-containing compound metabolic process. The transcript has 11 exons. The coding region runs from base 440 to 1321 and encodes 293 amino acids.
ACGCCCUCUCCCUGGUCAUCAUGCUAUUCCUGGAUUCUCUAAUUAAUAGAAGAACAGCUGUCCAGGUAAAUAGAGAGGUAAUUUACCUAUAUCAGGGUCAUUUACGCCCUCUCCCUGGUCAUCAUGCUAUUCCUGGAUUCUCUAGUUAAUAGAAGAACAACUGUCCAGGCAAAUAGAGAGGUAACUUACCUAUAUCAGGGUCAUUUACGCUCUCUCUCUGGUCAUCAUGCUAUUCAUGGAUUCUCUAGUUAAUAUAAGAAUAGCUGUCCACUGUCCAGGAAAAUAGAGAGGUAAUUUACCAAUAUCAGGGUCAUUUACGCCCUUUCCCUGGUCAUCAUGCUAUUCCUGGAUUCUCUAGUUAAUAGAAGAACAGCUGUCCAGGCAAAUAGAGAGGUAAUUUACCUAUAUCAGGGUCAUUUACGCCCUCUCCCUGGUCAUCAUGCUAUUCCUGAAUUCUCUAAUUAAUAGAAGAACAGCUGUCCAGGCAAUUAGAGAGUUGAGCCAGAUACCGAACUCAGAGCGUGGAAUAAAGAAUCUAACAGGGAAAACUUUGAGUAAGCUUAUCAGGAGAUACAGCGCUAAGUUUAAGAUUGAUACAAAGGAUCUGCCGAACUUCUUCAACCAGAUGCUCACUCUAGACAUCAUCUACUGGACCGGAGAGGUUCGGAGCAAAGACGCGGAUUCCAUUGUAUCCUGGAGAGAACUGAUGGAGAUGAAACUGAAUCCGCAUCCUCAUCUUCAUUCUCUCUUCCUCAACCAGCUCAGUAAAUAUGAUCAGGACGAAACUAAGUACUGGUCUCUGAAACUAGGAUUCCGAACUCCAGAGAUAGAAUACUUGUUCAUCACACAAUCCCAAGAGGAGGAGGUGGACUGGGAUACAGGGGAACUUGUCGUAUCCAGGUCUGAACCAGAACCUGAAGAGAUUCCUGACAAUUCAGAUGAAUUAAAAAUGUGUGAAGAAAAAGCUCAAUAUUUUAAACUACCCUUCUCCAGGGAUAGGAUCAAGAUCGUCGACUCAGAAGAGAUCCUCAGGGACUGUCUGGACAUCCUAAGUCAGGCUGAAUCUAUUGGAUUGGAUGGAGAAUUUUCUGCCAAUGUUCUUGUUAAAAACCUUUCUCUUCUUCAGUUGGCAACUUCAGAAUCAGCCUAUCUGCUUGACAUGAAAGCCCUGUCGGAGUUUCAACUUGACCCUCAGCUUUGGGGUCGUCUUCUUGACAUCUUUGCCAACCCGGAUAUUAAGAUAAUAGGUUUUGGUAUAUUUGAAGACCUCCGGCUCUUGAGUAGAACUAUUCCGGAGCUUAGAGAUGUGGAAGAAAUGUGAGUAAAAACUUAUCUUUAUUUC